Messenger RNA from Scylla paramamosain (green mud crab), 3034 nucleotides. RefSeq names its product ATP-dependent DNA helicase DDX11-like. Gene Ontology annotation, cellular component: nucleus. NCBI's taxonomy places the organism in Eukaryota, Metazoa, Arthropoda, Malacostraca, Decapoda, Portunidae. The record is from RefSeq and is a predicted model, not a curated record. Gene Ontology annotation, biological process: establishment of sister chromatid cohesion; nucleobase-containing compound metabolic process. The transcript is spliced from 21 exons. The coding region runs from base 213 to 2960 and encodes 915 amino acids. Gene Ontology annotation, molecular function: ATP binding; hydrolase activity, acting on acid anhydrides, in phosphorus-containing anhydrides; DNA binding.
UGGCUGUAUAGUGCGCGCAGGCAGAGGAAGGUGAGCUGAAGCCAGGCAGGUGAGGGACGGGGUUUGAAAGGCACUCGGUGUGCAGCUGCUUUAUUUACCUGGAUUUUCGCUGACUAAGACGGUGAAGUUGCUGCCUGCUGGUGCAGGCUUGGUGCCUGCCGGGAGUUGUUCGUGAGGACCAGGAAGGCUCAUAGUAUCACACUGAGGGAGCCAUGAGUCAGCUGCAGCCCCCUGAGGAAUUUCCCUUCCCCUUCCCUCCCUACAACAUCCAGACGGAUUUCAUGAGGAAGCUCUUCUCUGUGCUGGAGGAAGGACAGCUUGGAAUAUUUGAGAGCCCUACUGGCACGGGGAAGUCACUCAGUCUCAUCUGUGGGGCACUGACCUGGCUCAAGCAACAUGCUGACCACCACAAGGCUGAGCUCAUCAGAAAGAUAGAGGAGAGUAAGAGCACACAAGACGAUGAUGGCCUGGACUGGUUCACUGCAGCCACCAAGAGGAUAGAGGGCAAGGAGGAGGCCAGGAGAUGCCAAGAGGAGCUGCUGUUACUGGAGAAGCAGGAGGAAAGAAUUAAUGCCUUAAGGAAGCGCACUAAAGUGGUCAAGAAUCCAAAAAUACAGAACCUGAACAAUGAGUUUGAUGAACUAUUCCGUGACUUGCAUCAUGUUCAGGAGGACCUUCGCCGGGAACUGAAUGCAAUUAAUGGAGAAGAUGUAUUGCCCUCAGAGGAACAAACAUUACUGCUAGAUGACUAUAACAGUGAUGAUGAGGAAGGAGACGGAAAGCGAGAAGGGGAAAAGGAACAGGACAAAGGCUGCUUAAAGAUCUUCUACUGCAGCCGGACACACUCACAGCUCUCCCAGUUUGUGCGAGAGGUUCAGAAGACGGUGUUUGGGGAGGAGGCGCGUGUGGUGUCCCUGGCCUCUCGUCAGAAUCUGUGUGUGAAUGAAGCUGUCAACAAACUGAGCAACAUUUCCCUCAUGAAUGACAGGUGCCUGGAGCUGCGGAAAGGCAAGAAGGGCAAAACCACCAAGCAGACUGACGAUGGCACAUCCAGCAAGAAAAAACGCACCAGCUCAGGCUGCCCUUAUUACCAACACACAGCUGUGGAGGAACUAGCAGAUCAGGUGCUGCUGGAAGUGCAGGAUAUUGAGCAGUUGGUUGGUCUAGGCAAGAAGAUGAAGAGCUGCCCUUACUACGCUGCCAGGUCAGCCAUCAGAGAUGCUCAGGUUGUGGUGCUGCCCUACAACACACUGCUCCACCGCCCCACUAGGGAGUCCUAUGGGAUCAACCUGUAUAACAAUGUGGUGGUGGUGGACGAGGCACACAACCUCCUCGAGACCAUCUCCAACAUCCACUCAGUGUUUGUUUCUCUCCGCCAGCUUCAAGGAGCAUAUGCCCAGCUGAGCCAGUACCUGCAGCGCUACUCCAAGAGACUCUCACCCAGGAACCUCCUCUACCUCAAGCAAAUCCUCUUCUUCAUGCAUGCCAUUAUCAAGAUGCUGGGCGGAGGAUCCAAGCGUGUGGGGGCAAGUGGUGCCUCGCCAGUCACUCCCAUCCCCACUCCCUCCUCCAGGAUGCUGCCUGUGUACAGCUUCCUGGCCGAAACACUCACUGAUAACCUCAACCUGUUCAAGUUGGUGCAGUAUAUUGAGAAAAGCAAGAUUGCCCACAAGCUUCACUCCUUCACCCAGCACUUUGAGGGGUCAGUGAAGAUCAACAGCCUGAGUCAUAAAUCUCCUGUUACAUCACCAACAUCCUCCACAUCCUCCUUCCUGGCCAAGCUCUCAGCCAGCAAACAAGCAUCAGCUAAACAGACACAGGCUAAACCCAAAGAGAACAUCAAGCCAGAGGUGACAAAAAAGACUGAAGAGCAGCAGCAGGAGGAAGAAGGAGAGGAGGUGGUGAUGGGGUCUCCACUGAUGCAGGUGACAGAGCUCCUGAGAGCCCUGCAGCAUGCCACUGCAGAUGGUAGAAUACUGGUGACAGUUGGCUCCCAGCCACGUCAUUCCUCUGUCAAGUACCUGCUCCUCAAUCCUGCCUCUCACUUCCAGGACAUCGUGACCCAGUGCAGGUCUGUGGUGGUGGCAGGUGGCACCAUGCAACCCAUUAGCGAGUUCAAGAACCAGCUGUUUCUCUCGGCUGGAGGAGAGGAAAGCCGAGUGCAGCAUUUCUCCUGUGGUCAUGUAGUCCCUGCCAAACAGUUGCUCCCUGUUGUCCUCCCUCAGGGACCCACUGGCCUGACUCUUGACUUCACCUACCAGCACAGGACUGAUCCCAAAGUACUUGAUGAACUUGGCCGAGUGUUGGUGAAUGUGUGCACUGUGGUGCCGGGCGGGGUGGUGUGCUUUCUGCCUUCUUAUGACUAUGAACACAAGGUGCGUGCCCACUUCACAUCCUCGGGCGUUCUGACAAGGCUAUCAGCAAAAAAGAAGGUUUUCUGGGAACCCAAGAAAGCAAAUCAGCUGGAUGCUGUUCUGAAUGACUAUGCUAAGACUAUUAAGCUGACAGCCUCCAACACAUCAGGCAUGAGUGGCAGCCUGUUGCUCAGUGUUGUGGGAGGUAAGAUGAGUGAAGGCAUCAACUUCAGUGAUGAGCUGGGCCGGUGUGUGGUGAUGGUGGGCCUGCCCUACCCCAACACACACUCCCCUGAACUGAAGGAAAAGAUGCUCUACCUUAACAAGAAUGUGUCCACAGGACAGGAUGGGAAGACAGCAGGCUCGGUCUUCUAUGAGAACCUUUGCUUCAAGGCUGUCAACCAGUCCAUUGGGCGAGCCAUCCGACACAAGCAGGACUAUGCCAGCAUCCUCCUGCUGGAUCACCGCUACAGCCGCCCGACGUCCAUACAGGCUCUUCCAGGCUGGAUCUCCAAGCAUCUGCGUGUCACUACAAAGUUUCCAGAAGCUUUUGGUCUUCUAAGAAAGUUCUUUGUGGAGAAGAGAGCAGAAGGAACAGUGUCUUAAUAGCUGGUGCCUACGUUAUAAAUAAGAAAAAAUAUGUUUUUUAUUUUUUUUUCAAAAUAAACUUUUGACAAUCA